Molecule: messenger RNA, 2054 nt
Organism: Durusdinium trenchii
Lineage: Eukaryota; Dinophyceae; Suessiales; Symbiodiniaceae
Source: the annotation of a GenBank genome assembly
CAUAGAGGCAGGUCAUAGCGAGAGGGCUUUGAGAUGGUCAGACCAUCCUUUUGACUGCCACGCUGGAACAAGUCUGAGCUCUUCGUCAUGGGGCGAGGCAAGAAUCCUCGUGUCUACCUAGACAUUUCCAUUGGCAGCCGAACAGGCGGCCGGGUGAUCAUCGAGCUCUUCCCCGACAUCACCCCAAGGGCUGCGGAGAACUUUCGUGGCCUAUGUACGGGAGAAUAUGGCUUGGGCCGAAAUACCAAGAAGCGGCUGAGCUAUGAGGGCUGUCAGAUCUUUCGCUCCGUGAAGAACUUUAUGAUCCAAACUGGUGACUUUCAGUUCAACAACGGAGAUGGUGGUGAGAGCAUCUACGGGGGCACCUUCAAUGAUGAGGACUUUGUUAGGCGGCAUACCCAGGCAGGCGUUGUCAGUAUGGCCAACAAAGGCCGAAACAGCAAUGGCUCACAGUUCUUCAUCACCUUGAAGCGCAGUGUGCAACUUGACAACAAGCACAUUGCUUUCGGUCAGGUGGUUGAAGGGAUGGACGUGAUCCGUGCAGUAGCUGCCGUGCCAACCGACCGGGACGAGCGCCCACGGGUGUCUUGCACCAUCGUUGGUUGUGGAGAGGUCGGCGCAAAGACACAAAGUGGAGUCGACUUCCACACUGAGAUGAGCAAGCAGAUCCAAAACCUGACAGAAGAUGUUGCCCCUAAGGCGAACGCCGCGCAACAGGGGAAGCAGAUCUUGGCUGGCAAGCCAGGUGGCGCCGCCACAGGCAAUGAGAUCAGUGGCACCAGCCUGAAACGAAAGGCUGAGGAGGAGACGAUUCCGAGUGAAACUGCUGGACUACCACCACCGAAGACCGAGCGUGAGAGGAAGCUCUACGAGCUCAGGCUGAAGAUGAAUCAAGGCCGCGUGGCAAACAACAAGGAGGUCAUUGAGGAGCAGAAGAGGGAAUCAGAUCCUGGCUACAGCAAGAAGAUGGCCGCGAGGCGAACAGCAGAAGAAGAGAAGAAGGAGGAGGACGACACCAAGAAAGAUUCUCGAACCAGGAAAUCAAACCUUCCAGACGGAAAGGAGUAUCUUGGGGACACCAUAGAGUAUGCAGAGCAGCGUGAGGCAAAGAAGAAGAAAGGAAAUCCUGAUGCCUUCGGCUGGGAUGUCUUCAACCAGGACUCUCUGCUACGUGCCCAUGAGAAGCGACUGAAACACGUGCAAUUCAACCAAGAGGCCUAUGAAAGGCAGAAGAAGGAAAUUGAAGAGGACGGUGAUGGAGGCCUGAAGUUUGCUGGCUUUGGCUUCAAACCCACCGAACAGGCAAAAGAACGCUUGGGAGAAGCGAUGGACAAGAUCCUGGAGAAGAAGAAGGACUUCUCAAGAAGGCGGGCCUACAACGACGACGAGGACAGGACCUACGUCAACGACAGGAAUCGCUUCUUCAACAAGAAGUUGGACCGUUUCUUUGGUGAUUACACCGAGGAAACACGGCAAAACUUGGAGCGUGGCACCGCCCUGUAGCAGCUGCCAGCAGAACCAGCUGGAGGUGUCCUGUGCCAAUGAUCUGCAGUUGCUCCGCAGAUGGCAAGCAAAAGGACUUGAUUUCUCACCCUUUUCUGGUAAAUGACACGCUUACAUAAGGAUCCAAAGCUUGUCCACUGUAUUUGUUUGACAGAAUCCGGAAUCUUUAACGUAAGACCUUUCUAGCUGACAUGAGGGACACUAGUCACUAGUCUUAUCCAGAUACAACACUUUCAAGAUCUUUCAAGCAGGUUCAAGGCGUCCAUCAUGUUGCAUGGCGCAUUCAAUCAUUGUUGUCCGUGUAGGUCAUAAUGUAUGGACCAUGUGUGGUGUUUGCAUGGUAUUGCUUUAUUGGAUCAGUCUUGGAAUAUUAGCAGUGUCUUUUUUCACUUGGGAUAUAUAAAGAAGAAACACUGUCGGUGUCACCUUCUGGCUCAAGCUCCGCUUGCCGGCUCAAACAUUCAGAUUUGCACACAUUCGAACAGUCAGAUUGCAUUUUCCUUGACGGCUUCGAGAGGCUUCCCACCCAUGCAGCAAAGCACAAAGCCAUC